This is a messenger RNA of Papaver somniferum (opium poppy), 788 nucleotides long. RefSeq lists its product as uncharacterized. The coding region runs from base 44 to 586 and encodes 180 amino acids. The record is from RefSeq and is a predicted model, not a curated record. Gene Ontology annotation, cellular component: nucleolus. NCBI's taxonomy places the organism in Eukaryota, Viridiplantae, Streptophyta, Magnoliopsida, Ranunculales, Papaveraceae. The transcript has a single exon.
UCCUCCUACGUCACUCCUCCUAAGAAUUCCUUCCUCUGUAGCGAUGGCCUGUACUAUUGAUUUCCGGCGCUUAGACGAAGGCCUCGGCGGGACUAGAAACAAAAGAAAGAGAUCAGAUGAAGAAGAGCUCGAAUUCACCUUUACCAACACAUCAAUGGAUGUUGAUGAUGAAGGUGAACCAUCAGCAAAGCGAACUGCAAUCUCAUCAGCUGAAGGUAAACCUACCUACGACGGAGUAAUAGCAGGACGAGUAUCAGGUCGUAAAUGGAAACAACCAAGAACUAAAAGGGCUUCAGCUAUGAAUAUCAAAGUGAAUCCAAGAACAUUUGAUGAGAGGAUGAAGGAGAAAGAGAUUAAGAAGGCAUUUAAAUCAAGAGUUGAUGAAUUGAAACUAGAGAUUAAGAAUAAUAAGAUUGAAAAGAGAUUGGAAAGAGAAAAAAGAGAGAAGAAGAAACAAGAGAAUAUAUUGAGGACUGGUACUAAAAUUCAGAAGAUUACUAAUCCAAAGACUUUGAAGAAGAUUUCUAAGAGUAAGAAUAAAGGUCAGCUUAGAAAGGUUCCUGAUGAGAUGUUUAAGAGGAAAUAGAUGCCUCAGUUUCUCCCUCUGUAAGUUCUUUCUGUUCUGAACUUUUGGUGGAUUAGGGUUUUCUUUUUUUCAAUUAUCGUACUAAAUUUGGGAUUUAUGUUUGCUUUAUUUUUUGGUUAAGAUUGUAAUGAGUAAUCAUGGAACUGGUUUAAAUUUAAUGCUUAAUUUUGAUAAUAUACUGCUGAAUUGUUGGCUAUGAAAA